Molecule: messenger RNA, 885 nt
Organism: Arxiozyma heterogenica
Lineage: Eukaryota; Fungi; Ascomycota; Saccharomycetes; Saccharomycetales; Saccharomycetaceae
Gene: SCW4
Product: putative family 17 glucosidase
Exons: 1
Coding region: 1-885 (294 amino acids)
Biological process (GO): carbohydrate metabolic process; cell wall organization
Cellular component (GO): extracellular region; fungal-type cell wall; cell surface
Molecular function (GO): glucan endo-1,3-beta-D-glucosidase activity
Source: RefSeq, a predicted model, not a curated record
AUGAAAUUCUCUAACUUGCUCAUCACCUCUUCCAUCUUAACCUCAGCUUUCGCUGCUCCAUUAGGUCAUGAACAUAAGUACAGACGUGACGUCGAUGUCCAAACUUUAAAUGAAAAUGUCAUUAAGGGUAUUACUUAUUCUCCUUACAACGCCGAUGGUACCUGUAAGACUGCAGAACAAGUUGCCUCUGACUUAGCCAAUAUGAAGGAUUAUCCAAAUAUUAGAUUGUAUGGUGUCGAUUGUUCUCAAGUCGAAAACGUUUUGAAAGCCAAACAAAAGAACCAAAAAUUGUUCUUAGGUAUUUACUUCAUGGAUCAAAUUGAGCAAGGUGUUCAAACCAUCAAGAACGCUGUCGAACAAUUCGGUUCUUGGGACGAUGUUAUCACUGUUUCUAUUGGUAACGAAUUAGUCAACAGUAACCAAGCUACUCCAGCACAAAUUGGCCAAUAUGUUGCUACUGGUAGAGCUGCUUUACAAGCUGCCGGUUACACUGGUCCAGUUGUCUUCGUUGAUACUUUCAUUGCCGUCAUUAACAACCCAGAACUAUGUCAAUACUCUGAUUACAUGGCUGUUAAUGCUCAUGCUUACUUUGAUCAACAUACAGCUGCUGAAGAUUCUGGUAAGUGGUUAUUACAACAAAUUCAAAGAGUCUGGGGUGCUUGUGACGGUAAAAAAGACGUUCUUAUUGCUGAAUCUGGUUGGCCAUCUAAGGGUCAAACUUACGGUAUUGCUGUCCCAUCUAAAGCUAACCAAAAACUUGCUGUCGACUCUAUCAUCUCUGUUUGUGGUUCUGACACUUUCUUAUACAAUGCCUACAACGAUUACUGGAAAGCCGAUGGUAACUUAGGUGUUGAAAAAUACUGGGGUAUUUUAUCUGAUGAAUAA